CCCGCCCGGGGCGCUGCCGCAAAGCGCGGUCGGGAAGAUGGCGGCGCGCUGGGCGCUGAGCGCGGGUGCUGCCUGGGCACGGGGUCUCCUCAGCUGGGCACAGCCAGAGAGGUGGCUGCCAUCUGGGAGCCUUUUUCCUCUGUCCUGCCUCCACACCAGCACAUCCCUGCAGAGAAUUGGGAAAUGGGAGAAGAAGAACAGGAUUGUGUAUCCUCCCCAGCUGCCUGGAGAGCCUCGUAGACCAGCUGAAAUAUAUCACUGUCGGAGGGAAAUAAAAUACAGCAAAGAUAAGAUGUGGUAUCUGGCAAAACUGAUAAAAGGAAUGUCCAUUGAUCAGGCUCUUGCUCAGCUGGAAUUCAGUGACAAAAAGGGAGCAAAGGUGAUCAAAGAGGUUCUGUUAGAAGCACAGGAAAUGGCUGUAAGAAAGCACAAUGUGGAAUUCAAAUCAAACUUACACAUAGCGGAGUCGCAGACGGGCAGGGGCCGUUACGUGAAGCGCCUGCGGUGCCACGGCAAGGGCAUGUUUGGCAUGAUGAAAAUCAGCAGGUGCCACUACUUUGUGAAGCUGGUGGAAGGUCCUCCUCCUCCCCCAGAGCCACCAAGGACUGGCUUUGAGCAAGCAAAGGAAUACGUGCAGCAGCUGAGAAACAGAACCCUUGUUCACACACUGUGACACACGUUAGUGGCUGUAUAGCUAUCUCAUGGUGGGCAAUGUAAUUGUGUAAAGGAAUAAUUAAAGUCAUGGUUUAGUUAUA
Messenger RNA from Serinus canaria (Common canary), 755 nucleotides. It is a transcript of the gene MRPL22, whose product is annotated as mitochondrial ribosomal protein L22. Gene Ontology annotation, biological process: ribosome assembly; translation. The transcript has 7 exons. NCBI's taxonomy places the organism in Eukaryota, Metazoa, Chordata, Aves, Passeriformes, Fringillidae. The record is from RefSeq and is a predicted model, not a curated record. The coding region runs from base 38 to 673 and encodes 211 amino acids. Gene Ontology annotation, cellular component: ribosome; mitochondrial large ribosomal subunit. Gene Ontology annotation, molecular function: structural constituent of ribosome.